Molecule: messenger RNA, 5521 nt
Organism: Salvelinus fontinalis (brook trout)
Lineage: Eukaryota; Metazoa; Chordata; Actinopteri; Salmoniformes; Salmonidae
Product: germ cell-specific gene 1-like protein
Exons: 6
Coding region: 1115-2236 (373 amino acids)
Cellular component (GO): plasma membrane
Source: RefSeq, a predicted model, not a curated record
UGGACAGACGUUACGAUCGUGAGGUCAAGUGGGAUUACCCAGAUUCACCUAGUACAGGGAGAUUAACACAGAUGAAUGAGGAUUACAGGCUAAUAGAGAGGUAGGCUGAGAGAUUGGACUAAUCCUUACACUGAAUCACUGUCUUCCUAAGAAAGCCGAGAUGUGCGGGAAGAACAGAAUAUGUCCUGAGAAAAAGGAGACAGGAGAGAAGGAUUAGAGGAUGAUUAAAACGUGGUGUAAUUGAAGCGUUCCUCGUCCAGGACACAACUGUAGAACAGCGAACACAUGUCAAUUCCAUGUCAUGAAGCUGGAAACAUGGGACGUCGCAUUCAGACGAAAAAUUAAAUAAUUUAAGAAAAAUGUAUUAAUUCAAUUUUUUCUUCUCAAAUCUAAAGAUGAAAAGCUCUCUGCCUGAUUGCCUCAGUUCAAUGACUGCGUUGAUUUGCUAAUUAAUCAUCACAAGUCGUUAUCGGGGGAUCACAGCUGGAUCAGCGUGUAAAGGGUGGAGGAAUAUCGAGAGGACUCGCUGGAGUAGAGCAUGGCAGAGGCUAGAGGCUAGCUAGCCCUCAUCCGCAUCCAAUCCAUCUGUCUCGCUCGACCGCGACUAAAUCCUCUCAAUUCCAUUGUCCCCUGACUCCGUGUUUUAUCUAUUACAUCCUCUUCUUCUUCUUCUUCAUUCCCUCCCUUUAUCCUGCCUCUGCCUAAUCUCCUCUCCUCCUCUCAUCCCUCCAUCCCAUCAUUUGCUCACAGUUUCCUAAUCCCCCUCCCCAAAACCCUCCCUCUGUCAAUCCCCCUCCCCACUCCCAUUUCUCCACUCUAUAUUUCUCCAUUCCAUUCCCCUCAUUCUGCCGUGUCAUUGAGUUCCCCCACAGUUCCCUCCUCAUCAUUGUCAGUGCCCUCGCUCCAGCUGGUCUCUCCUCGGUCCUCUGUCAUCCCUGCGUCCAUCCUCUAGCCAGCACCCUCACCCUGUUUCACCAUCCUUCGUCUCAAGCUCCUCUUGAGACACCCCGUCUCUCGCUUCUCUUUCCUGCCUGUCUCCCACCUCUCUGUCUCUCUAUUGGUGGGGCAUUAUUUCUUCUCGCAGUGGCCCUUCGCCCCCCUCCCAUAAUCCACCAUGCUGGAGAACAUGUCACGAUGCAACCGCUCCCUGCUCUCUUUGUCCCUGACUUCGCUGGCCCUGGCACUGUCCAUUCUGGCCUUUUGCACCUCGUACUGGUGCGAGGGGACCCACAAGGUUGUCAAGCCCCUCUGCCUCUCCCCGGUCAAGUUGAAGAACUGCGGGCAGAACAACAGCCAGCCCUACACCACAGAGAGUCCCACUCUGGACCCUAAGAAGCCGGCAAACAACGUCACCUUGUCGCCCCUGGAAAAGGAAGAGCAGGCGAGGCUUCGGAAAAAGGCCCUCGCCAACGCAGUGCACUACAUCUGGGAGACGGGCGAGGACAAGUACAUGCUGCGCUACUUCCACACAGGUUUCUGGUUGUCCUGCGAGGCACACAACGAGGAGGAGAAGUGCCGAAGCUUCAUUGAAUUGACUCCAGGGGAGACACAAGGGGUGCUGUGGCUGUCAGUAGUAUCAGAGUUUGCGUACAUAGGCCUGUUGGCCAUGGGCUUUCUCCUCAUGUGGGUAGAGGUGCUGUGCCUCUGUGCCCGUAAGGAGAUGUACGCUCUCAAGAUCAACGCAUUUGCCGCUAUAUGCACUGUCCUUUCAGGUCUGAUGGGAAUGGUGGCUCAUAUGAUGUACACCACAGUGUUCCAGUUGACUGUGAGCAUUGGGCCAAAAGACUGGAGACCACAAACCUGGGACUACGGCUGGUCAUUUGCUCUGGCCUGGAUCUCCUUCAGCUGCUGCAUGGCGGCGGCUGUCUUCACCCUCAACUCCUACACCAAGACGCUGAUAGAGAUGAAGCACCGCGUCCGCGUUCGUCUGGAGGAGGCCCGGGCGGCCAUCCAGGCACCUUCCUAUGACGAGGUGUUGCAGGCGGCCGGGGGCAUCUACUCAGGCAGCAGCCUGCUCCAGCACUGCCAUCAGGGGGCGUUGAUCGACCCCAUGUGUGAGGGAAGGGGGCCGCUGGUGGGCCCGGGGGUUCCAGACCCCAGAGGGCUGGUGGUGAUGGCUGGUGGCUGUGGGACAGAGGGGUGCGAGGACUGCGAGAGGGAGAUGGACGAGAUUGAGGACGCCCUAGACAGGGAAGAGAGGGAGGAGAUGGAGAGAGAGGACUGUGAGAGGUGCUGAGGGAAGGGAAGAGGAGGCGUUAAAAAGAAGUUCUGGCCAUCUGAAACUUAUUUUCUUUUUUUAAACUGUGAAAUGGACUUUUCUCGAUUUCAGUCAUUGCAGUGAUAAUUAUUUCAGUACCUCCAUCCAUGCAUUAAAUCUGAGUAGCUAAAGCUCUGUAAAACCAAGCACAGAGAGUGAUAUGUAUUGUCCGGGUAGAGAUCAAUAUAGACAAUCACUAAGAAAUGCCUAGCAUUGGCCACAUUUAACAUGUAUAAUAUAUCUCACUUUUAUUCUAUGCAUUUAUGUUAACCCUGUUAUUACUAUCCUGAUAGUAACUCGCCAUCAUGUCAGUUUUCAUGUCAUGUCAGUUCUUCUACAUAAACUGGACAGAUCCUGGGAAUUGUCUGUUGGGACAACUGUCUCAAUAUCUCUAGUUGAUGUCCAAAAAUAGAUGAUUUUAUCUUGUAGUUAAAUGAAGAUUGAGUCAAAGAUUACAUUAAAAAAAAACAGGGAGCUUUGGAGGUUAAUAAGACACAUGCUUUCAAAUGCAGAAGAUUAUGUCAAUUAUCUCCCCAGUCACAGGUACAAGUGAGAGAGAGAGUCUAUGCCUUCACUAUGGUGAAUCACUAAAACAAUGCAGAAAUACACUACGGAAAAGAAAGAACAGCACGUCAGAAAUCAGCUCAAUGUAAUUGAAGAAUCCACAGACUCUAACCACUUCUGGGGUAAUUGGAAAACACUAAAAAAACAACACAAACAGUUAACUAUCCAAAAUUGAUAUAUAUAUAUAGAUAUAUGGGUAAACCACUUCUCCAAUUAUUUUGGCCCUAUAACAAAGAACAAACAGCAAAAACAUAUACAUGAUCAAAUACAAAUCUUAGAAUCAACUAUUAAAGACUACCAGAACCCACUGGAUUCUCCAAUUACAUUGAAUGAACUACAGGACAAAAUACAAACCCUCCAACUCAAAAAGGCCUGUGGAGUUGAUGGUAUCCUAAAUUAAAUUAUCGAAUAUACAGGCCAAAUUACAAAUGACUAUACUUAAACUCUUUAACAUCCUCCUUAGCUCUGGCAUCUUUCCCAAUAUUUGGAACCAAGGACUGAUCACCCCAAUCCACAAAAGUGGAGACAAAUUUGACCCCAAUAACUACCGUGGGAUAUGCAUCAAGAGCAACCUUGGGAAGAUCCUCUGCAUUAUCAUUAACAGCAGACUCGUGCAUUUCCUCAAUGAAAACAAUGUACAGGAGCAAAUGUCAAAUUGGCUUUUUACCAAAUUACCGUACGACAGACCACGUAUUUACCCUGCACACCCUAAUUGAUAAACAAACUAAAACAAAGGCAAAGUCUUCUCAUGCUUUGUUGAUUUCAAAAAAGCUUUCGACUCGAUUUGGCACGAGGGCCUGCUAUACAAAUUGAUAGAAAGUGGUGUUGGGGGUAAAACAGUUAAAAUUGGCAAAAAACACACACAUUUAUUUCCAAAGAGCCGUGGGGUGAGACAGGGAUGCAGCUUAGGCCCCACCCUCUUCAACAUAUAUGUCAACGAAUUGGUGAUGGCACUAGAACAGUCUGCCGCACCCGGCCUCACCCUACUAGAAUCUGAAGUCAAAUGUCUACUGUUUGCUGAUGAUCUGGUGCAGCUGUCACCAACCAAGGAGGGCCUACAGCAGCACCUAGAUCUUCUGUACAGAUUCUGUCAGACCUGGGCCUUGACAGUAGAUCUCAGUAGGACAAAAAUAAUGCUGUUCCAAAAAAGGUCCAGUUGCCAGGACCCCAAAUACAAAUUCCAUCUAGACACCAUUGCCCUAGAGCACACAAAUAAACUAUAUAUACCUUGGCCUAAACAUCAGCGCCACAGGUAACUUCCACAAAGCUGCGAACGAGCUGAGAGACAAGGCAAGAAGGGCCUUCUAUGCCAUCAAAUGGAACAUAAAAUUUAACAUACCAAUUAGGAUCUGGCUAAAAAUACUUGAAUCAGUUAUCGAUCCCAUUGCCCUUUAUAGUUGUGAGGUCUGGGGUUUGCUCACCAACCAAGAAUUCACAAAAUGGGACAAACACCAAAUUGAGGCUCUGCAUGCAGAAUUCAGCAAAAAUAUCCUUUAUGUACAAUGUAAAACACCAAAUAAUUCAUGCAGAGCAGAAUUAGGCCGAUAUCCGCUAAUGAUCAAAAUCCAGAAAAGAGCCGUUAAAUUCUACAGACACCUAAAAGGAAGUGAUUCCCAAACCUUCCAUAACAAAGCCAUCACCUACAGAGAGAUGAACCUGGAGAAGAGUCCCCUAAGCAAGCUGAUCCUGGGGCUCUGUUCACAAACACAAACAGACCCCACAGAGUCCCACGACAGCAACACAAUUAGACCCAACCAAAUCAUGAGAAAACAAAAAUAUAAUUACUUGACACAUUGGAAAGAAUUAACAAAACAGAGCAUGCUAGAAUGUUAUUUGGCCCUAAACAGAGAGUACACAGUGGCAGAAUACCUGACCACCUUGACUGACCCAAACUUAAGGAAUACUUUGACUAUGUACAGACUCAGUGAGCAUAGCCUUGCUAUUGAGUAAGGCCGCCGUAGGCAGACCUGGCUCUCAAGAGAAGACAGGCUAUGUGCACACUGCCCACAAAAUGAGGUGGAAACUGAGCUGCACUUCCUAACCUCCUGCCAAAUGUAUGACCAUAUUAGAGACAUAUAUUUCCCUCAGAUUACACAGAUCCACAAAGAAUUCGAAACAACCCCAAUUUUGAUAAACUCCCAAAUCUACUGGGUGAAAUACCACAGUGUGCCGUCACAGCAGCAAGAUUUGUGACCUGUUGCCACAAGAAAAGAGCAACUAGUGAAGAACAAACACCAUUGGAAAUACUACCCAUAUUUAUGUUUAUUUAUUUUCCCUUUUGUACUUUAACUAUUUGCACAUCGUUACAACACUGUAGACAUAAUACAACAUUUGGACCUUUGUUUAUUAUCUACUUCACUUGCUUUGGUAAUGUUAACAUAUGUGUCCCAUGACAAUAAAGCCCUAGAAUUGAAUUGAAUUGAAAGAAAGAGCGGGUGGAACUAGGGAAGGAUGGAUUGAUGGAUGUGACAGCCAUCUCUUCAAGUCUGUAGGAUUAUUCGGAUGUAUAUGCUAAAUGAUAGAGAAUGUAAAUAAAAACAAAAUGGUAGCCUAUAAGAUCAGCAAUAUAAGUAGUGUGACAAUCUGUGUGGAAUGUCUUUGGCAAGGGUUUACAUUUUGUAUGGAUCGAUAUUAAAUGUAAUGUUGACAUUUCCAACCAGAAAAUAGCAAUUUCUAUGAAUAAUGUAUCAACCAUUAAAA